Molecule: messenger RNA, 1724 nt
Organism: Acaromyces ingoldii
Lineage: Eukaryota; Fungi; Basidiomycota; Exobasidiomycetes; Exobasidiales; Cryptobasidiaceae
Product: TRAUB-domain-containing protein
Exons: 4
Coding region: 46-1659 (537 amino acids)
Biological process (GO): maturation of SSU-rRNA from tricistronic rRNA transcript (SSU-rRNA, 5.8S rRNA, LSU-rRNA)
Cellular component (GO): nucleus; nucleolus
Source: RefSeq, a predicted model, not a curated record
CUUGGGAUCACUUUGUUGCGACGCAAGCAAGCAGACUGGCACAAGAUGGCGCCCAGGUCGAGGUCCUCGCUGAUCUCCCAGCUCGCCGACUUCUCCAACGUUGCGCCGGAAGACAAGGACCCUCUGGCCGAUGAUGGAAUGGACGCCGACGGGCAUCGCUCAGGCUCAGAGCAAGGCGACGACACAGAUGGGGAAGGGGAGGACGAGCAUCGUGCACGAUCACACUAUGUUGAUGUGGGUCCGAGCCGACUGAGACACAAGGCAGAUGUGUCAGAGAGCGAUGUUCUGCGGACGGGGCGAUACGCUGGGCAAAAGGCUAGCGCAAAGGAAAUGAUGGGAUUGGGUAGUGACGACGAAGAGGACGAAGAGGGCGAAACAGAUCGGAGUCAAGGCGAUGAGGAGCGCAGCGAAGAUAGGUCGGAGGAUGGAGAGGACGAUUUGUUGGACGGAGAGGAUGGAGAUACUCAGACCGGGAGCGAAGAAGAGGACGAGGAGGAAGAUGAAGAUGAAGAUCUGGAAGAGGGGGAUGAAGAUGAAGACGACGAGGAGUCUCUUGAAGACGAGCAUGAGGAAGUCCAAAUAGGAAAUGCUGUCAAUGGGAAGACGCCAAGAACUGCGGCCCAGUCGGACAAGGAGCUGUUGAAGUCACUCCGACAGCGCAACGAAGAGGACGCGAGGCGAGGCAGAGAUGUGCGCAGGCAGCUGGACGCAUGGGGCAACGUUCUCGGGCUCCGUAUCCGCGCCCAAAAGAUCAUUCGCGCAGGUGGAAGGCUGCAGCCUUUCUUGGCGACGGCUUCUGCCGAGCGGCUGCCUGUCGAUGCGCAGCAAAGUAGGGAAACAGCGCUCGAGUCGCUGCACCAAAUUUCGCAGCACCUCUUCUCCGUCCAGCGAGACUUGCUCAAAUCGCUGCAAAAGACCACGGAUGAAGAUCUGGAUACCGAAGCUAUUGAGGUCAUUGAUGAGCAUCUCUCUGGUGCGAAACGGAAAAGGCAGGACGAGGCCGUCGACACGCUUCGUAAAGUCGACGAGGCAGCUUGGCCGCUGACCAGGGACAUCUUGGACAAGUGGAGCCUGCGAUCGAGCCUCGAAGGUCAUGCCGGUGCGGCCAGGAGAUCUAACAAGUUCGACACUGGCAGCCUCAAGGCGAUGAACCAGCGGGCGACGGACCAGAUCGAUGCGUUACUCAGCGGUGAUGGCAUGGAUCGACUCAGGAAGCGGACACGAGUGUGGCGAGGCACAGAUGCAGAGGGCAGGCUCAUUGGCUCGCAAGGACACCAAGAGGGCGAAAUCGACGACGGGGCCGAUGAGGGCAUCUUUGACGACUCCGACUUCUACCAAGCGCUGCUUCGAGAGCUCAUUGACACCAAGGCGGGCGAUGGAGGAGCAUCGGACCCGUCGUAUGCGUGGGCUGAUGCCGUAAAGAAGGCGUCGAAAAAGAACAAGAACGUAGACACGCGGGCUUCGAAAGGGCGUCGUCUCAGAUAUGAGGUACACGAGAAAGUGCAAAACUUCAUGCCGCCGAUUCCUCGGGAGACGUGGACGGACGAGCAGAUCGAUCGGCUGGUUCUUCAGCUGCGUGGCGAGGGUCAAGAAGUGCCCUCGGAGCAGGCUGCCCCACGGGCCGAGGUGGACCUGCAAAACUUCAAGCUGUUUGGGUAGCAUCCUUCUUCGCUACUACACUACACUUUGCAACAAUCCUGUAAUUUACCAUCAUUCAAUUCCAG